Messenger RNA from Pseudocercospora fijiensis CIRAD86, 1647 nucleotides. RefSeq lists its product as uncharacterized. Gene Ontology annotation, molecular function: carbohydrate:proton symporter activity. Gene Ontology annotation, biological process: transmembrane transport; carbohydrate transport. Bases 1 to 1647 code for a protein of 548 amino acids. Gene Ontology annotation, cellular component: membrane. The transcript has 2 exons. NCBI's taxonomy places the organism in Eukaryota, Fungi, Ascomycota, Dothideomycetes, Mycosphaerellales, Mycosphaerellaceae. The record is from RefSeq and is a predicted model, not a curated record.
AUGGCCGAGAACGUGUCCCGACUCGCACAGCUCACGCGAGUCGAGACGCUCAUUCGAAACGAUGCAAGCCAGGCCGCCGAUGCCGAGGCCAAGAUGUCCUUGAUGGAAGGACUGAGGCUCUAUCCCAAAGCAGUGGCGUGGUCUAUGGCUAUUUCGACCUGCAUUGUGAUGGAAGGCUUCGAUCUCGUCCUCAUCAACGGUCUCUAUGCACAGCCUGCAUUUGCUAAGCGCUUUGGUCACCUGGCCUCGGACGGUACAUACCAGAUCUCUGCCGCGUGGCAGUCAGGACUCUCGAACGGAGCGCUUGUCGGAGAGAUCCUGGGCCUGAUGGUGGUUGGCAUUGUCGCGGAACGGAUUGGCUAUCGAAAGACCCUGGUUAUCGCGCUCAGUAUGAUUACUUGCUUCAUCUUUCUGCUUUUCUUCGCCAAAAGCCUGACGAUGCUUCUGAUUGGCGAGAUACUCUGUGGUAUUCCGUGGGGAGCCUUUCAAACUCUGACGACUACUUACGCAUCCGAGGUCUGCCCAGUCGCACUGCGAGCUUAUUUGACGACCUAUGUCAAUCUUUGUUGGGUCAUGGGCCAGUUCCUCUCCUCUGGGGUUCUCAAAGGAGUGGCUGAUAUGGAAGGCAAGAGUGCCUACAAGAUUCCCUACGGCCUUCAAUGGAUCUGGCCAAUUCCCCUAAUGGUCGUUAUGUUCCUUGCUCCAGAAUCGCCCUGGUGGCUCGUCCGAAAGAACCGGAAGGAGGAAGCCAAGAGGAACUUAUUGCGUCUUACGUCCAGCGGCAAGAACCCCGAUUUUGACGCCGACAAGACCAUUAAUCUGAUGGUAUAUACCACCGAGCUAGAAAGAGCGACGCAGGAAGGCGUUUCCUACUGGGACUGCUUCAAAGGCGUCAAUUUACGGCGCACUGAGAUCGCGACGAUCGUGUGGGCGAUCCAGAUUACAGGUGGCGGAUACAUCAUGGGUUACGCAGUUUACUUCUACGAGCAGGCCGGCAUGAGCCCGUCGAACGCCUUCUCCAUGAACUUAGGAGCCACCGCACUCGCUUUCGUCGGCACGGUAUGUUCAUGGUUCCUCAUGGGCUGGUUUGGUCGCCGAACUCUGUACAUCUGGGGCCAGAUAGGCUGCAUCCUUUGCCUGCUGCUGGCCGGCUUCAUGGGCCUCGCGAGGGAGAGUAACCCGGACGUCAAUUGGGGCAUAGGCACAAUGAUCAUGUUGUACACGUUUGUGUACGACCUGACUGUCGGACCCGUUUGCUAUUGUCUUGUGGCAGAGAUCUCCUCUACUCGACUGCGGAACAAGACUGUAGUUCUGGCCCGCAAUCUAUACAACAUUUCAGGGAUCGUGGCGAAUGUGCUCUUCACCCAUCAGCUGAACCCAGACGCGUGGGACUGGGGCACGAAAACCUGUUUCUUCUGGGCAGUCUCCGCAGUGAUCUUUGCAGGCUGGACAUGGUUCCGCCUUCCAGAGCCCAAAGAUCGCACCUACGCCGAGCUUGAUAUGCUAUUCGAAGCGAAGGUGCCGGCGCGCAAGUUCAAGACAACUAAAGUCGAUGCUUUCGCAGCGGAUGAUGUGGAAACUGAAAAGAAGUCCGCGGACGAAAAGACUGAAGUCGUGUUCACAGAGAGCACCGAAGUGAAGGCCUGA